Messenger RNA from Apis florea (little honeybee), 839 nucleotides. RefSeq names its product ATPase inhibitor mai-2, mitochondrial. Gene Ontology annotation, biological process: negative regulation of ATP-dependent activity. Gene Ontology annotation, cellular component: mitochondrion. The record is from RefSeq and is a predicted model, not a curated record. Lineage: Eukaryota; Metazoa; Arthropoda; Insecta; Hymenoptera; Apidae. Gene Ontology annotation, molecular function: ATPase inhibitor activity.
CAAAUUGUUUAUUUCCUAUUAAAAAACGCAUUAACCUAUAACGCUCAAACGUUUGAGAAAAAAAUAUAAACAUUCUCCUCCUUUUCCUAUGUGAAACGCAUCACAAACAUCGCAAACAUCACAAGUUUUAUCAUUUUACAUUUUACACAAAAAUAACACGAGUACCGAUUACAAAUUAGAUGAAAACCCUGGGGCCGGAAGAGGCGGCCAAAUGUCGCCCAUCAGAUCUUUCCAUCGAAGUAUGGAAAUUAAUGGAAAAAACGAGAAAAAACGACGGAGACAAGGAUCGUUCGGACGAAAACGGUCGGAGAAGUCCAGAAAAUUUGACGAGUUUGCAGGCAAUUUUGAACAAGCUGACGGCCACCACGCCGGAAGUGACUACGAACGAAUUAAAGUUGACGCGGAUAGCGACGAAUACAAUACAGAGGAAGACAGCAGUCAGAGUGAAGUUCUUAAGGAAAAACCAGGUGUCCAGCAGAAAAAACGAUUACGGAUUUCGGAGGAGGAGCCGAUAGAUUUGCCUGAACAAGGAUUCAAUUCUAUGGAUACUAUGAUUUACGAUGAAGAUGGUGUAUCUACGUCUUACAUGAAGGAAAGGAAUAGUAGGUUUAAUAAUGAACAAGAUGAAUCUAUUCAAGGACGAAUGUGGAUGUUCGACAUGGCUCAGAGAGAACAUGAGUUGAAGUUAAGAAUGUUAAAUAUUGCUUUAGAAAAGGUAGAGUUGCAGAAACAGACUGCGAUCAACGAGUUGAAAACUUCGGAGAUCAAGAGGCAGCUUGUGGAGAAUCAAGCUGCUGAAUAUUACAGGUAAUUUCAUAACUGUUCUAUAGAAUAUAUAU